This is a messenger RNA of Lampris incognitus (smalleye Pacific opah), 1371 nucleotides long. RefSeq names its product serine and arginine rich splicing factor 3a (gene srsf3a). Gene Ontology annotation, biological process: mRNA splicing, via spliceosome. Bases 146 to 649 code for a protein of 167 amino acids. NCBI's taxonomy places the organism in Eukaryota, Metazoa, Chordata, Actinopteri, Lampriformes, Lampridae. The transcript is spliced from 7 exons. Gene Ontology annotation, cellular component: nuclear speck. The record is from RefSeq and is a predicted model, not a curated record. Gene Ontology annotation, molecular function: RNA binding.
UGCCUUUUCUUCUGUUUCUCUUGAAAUUAGCCUGACUGGCAGAAUAAAGGCUGAGCCGAAACGCGUGGCAUUUACGUGUAAUAUAAUUGUUGCUUAAGAGCAAAGGUCAAGUCUGAAAAAAAGAAAAAUAUCUGGAUUGUUCGAAAUGGGAGAUCCUUCUCUUCGAGACUGUCCCCUUGAUUGCAAGGUUUAUGUUGGAAAUUUAGGAAAUAAUGGGAACAAGACCGAGUUAGAAAGGGCAUUUGGAUACUAUGGCCCCCUACGAAGUGUAUGGGUCGCCAGAAACCCCCCAGGAUUUGCCUUUGUAGAGUUUGAAGACCCCAGGGAUGCAUCCGAUGCUGUGAGAGAACUUGAUGGAAGAACUAUGUGUGGGUGUAGAGUGCGCGUUGAAUUAUCCAAUGGAGAAAAGCGGUCAAGGAGCCGUGGCCCUCCUCCAUCCUGGAACCGACGCCCACGAGAUGACUACAGGCGCCGUAGUCCCCCUGUCAGGCGCAGAUCACCAAGGAGGAGAAGCUUCAGCCGUAGUCGCAGCAGGUCUCUUUCAAGAGACAGGCGCAGAGAAAGGUCUUUCUCCAGGGAAAGGAACCAUAAGCCGUCAAGAUCCUUCUCAAGGUCAAGAAGCCGGUCCCGGUCAAACGACAGAAAGUGAAGACAUCCAGGGACUGCUCAGAUGCAGAAUCCAGGGGUUAUGAAAACUCAAUUUUUAUACAGUCUUGUUUUUCUUUUUUAGAUUUUUUUUUUCUUUCAGCUCUUAAGGCAUCCUUAUGGUGUCAACUUUGGACAAGAUAUCUAAUAGCAAGUUGUUUUAUCAAGGACUACUGUAUGAGUAUCCAUUCGUGUCAGCAGCACAAUGAUUGGCUCUGAAAUUUUUUCCUUUUCGUUUGGCUUCACAGUUGGAAUUUGUGAAUUACAAUGCUGUCUUGCCUUGCAUGUUUAAAGAUUGAAUCGUGACUCGACUUUCCAUUUGUUUUUGUUAAACUGAUUGAAUUAAAGUUCAUAUGUUUUUAAUUGGUUUGUGGUUCAUUUAGCCUCCUGUUGCGUCUGUGCGCUCUGGUUUGCCGCAUGAAAUGCAUUGGCAUACUAAAGGAAGAGGCAUACCUUUAUGUUACUGGGGCAAGAUACAUUAAUGCACAGCAUCUGACCUAGCUAGUCCAGUUUCCUUCAGGUGGUGUCAGAAUAAUUACAUUGGUUAUCUUUUGAGGUAGGCCUCAUAUACCUCUUUAUUAAUCCAUUAUCUGUUCUGGCUGACUGGUGUUGUUUUGUUUUGUUUUUCUGUAAGAAAGCAUUCAUUGUAAUUGUUUGGGUUUACUAAAAUUUUGUUGCAGUAGUUAUGCCGAAGCUUGUCCAAUAAAUUUUCAAGGUGACAAUGUU